Messenger RNA from Corythoichthys intestinalis (scribbled pipefish), 5716 nucleotides. RefSeq names its product oocyte zinc finger protein XlCOF6-like. Gene Ontology annotation, molecular function: DNA-binding transcription factor activity, RNA polymerase II-specific; RNA polymerase II cis-regulatory region sequence-specific DNA binding. NCBI's taxonomy places the organism in Eukaryota, Metazoa, Chordata, Actinopteri, Syngnathiformes, Syngnathidae. Gene Ontology annotation, biological process: regulation of transcription by RNA polymerase II. The transcript has 3 exons. Gene Ontology annotation, cellular component: nucleus. The record is from RefSeq and is a predicted model, not a curated record. The coding region runs from base 268 to 2463 and encodes 731 amino acids.
UGCUGGUCGGAAAUGAAAAAGACUGGCCAAGGUAGAGCAGUUUUUUCUUUGUGCAGGUAUUUUUUCCCCCUAGAUUUCAGUCACUUAACUAAAUCGAAGUCUCGACGACGUGUGCAGCGUUAGCCACAUUACGGACUCAAACAUCAGUCAUCUUUAAGUCUGGGCACUCGUUGAAGUGUUGUCACCUACUUUAGCCUAGCCUAGCUGGCCAACCGCUGACAAAGCUGCAAGGCACGUCGUCAAGCGUUCAGAUAUCAAGUGAGGAAUAUGUUUGCGAGAACUACACCGGCUGCAGAAAAGUCCCAAGAGGAAUUUUGUGGAGUGAAAGAGUCGCCCCCACGUCACCAAGAAUCGACUGUGUACAAAAUAAUGCACUCAAAGGUUGUUCUUCGCAGACUCGAAGAUGUCAGUCAAUUGCAUCAUCCUGAACUCAAGGAGUCUGCUCGCAUGGAAGAAGAGGAGGAGGAAGACUUGCCAUACAUUAUGAAGGUCGAGGAGGAAUGUGUCCACAUUACAGAGGAGCGGAAGGAGUAUUUUAUUAGAGUUAAGAACCCCCACAUUGAGGAGCAGCAGCAACCUCAUCCCCUCAAAACGGAGGAGGAGGAUCCUCCGAAUGUGAAACAGGAGAUGGUGGACAUCCCCAAGUGGACUGGUGAGCCCCUGAAGGGUGAAGAUGGAGGUCCGAGUAAGACCAGCAGAGGGGCGGAGCCUCCAAGUGGCGGCAGCAGCAGUUCAACAGCAGGAUCCAAAGCCGACAUCCUCAUCACUCGACUGUCAGAUAGCGACGACACCACAUCACACUCGUUGUUCUGUUUCAGAAAAUAUCUUGAUGCUGAGCGGCAGGAGCCAGAAUCUCCUGGCGUUAAAGAGGACGUUGAGCUCCCCCAAAUCAAAGAGGAGGAGGAGCCAGAGCCCUGUGAACAGAAGCACCUUUCAAUCAAAAAGGAGGACGAAGAACUGCCAUAUGUUAAAGAGGAGGAGGAGCAUAUCACCAGGUCGACUGGUGAGCCCUUGAAGAGUGAAGAUGGUCCGAGUGAGGCAGGCAGAGGGGCGGAGCCUCCAAGCGGCAGAAGCUCAACAGAAGGAUUGCAAGCAGACAUUUUCAUCGCUCUGUCAGACAGAAAUGGGGCCACGUCACACUCACCUAACAAUGAUGAUGGUCAUAAAAAAUCUCACAGUGACAACAAACUCUGCAAAUGUUCUCAGUGUGAGAAAACCUUUGCUAAUAAGUAUACAUGUCGUAGGCAUAUGAGGAGCCACACGAGUGAAAAACCUUUUUCCUGCUCAGUUUGUGGAAAAAGUUUUGUUCAGAAGGGAGAUUUCACAACACACACAAGAACCCACACUGGUGAUAAACCUUUUUCCUGCUCAGUUUGUGAUCAAAGAUUCAGCCACAAGAGCACCUUAAUACAACACACAAGAAACCACAGUGGAGAAAAACCUUUUUCCUGCUCAGUUUGUGAUCAAAGAUUCGCUCGGAAGCAACACUUAAAACGACACACUCGAAUCCACACUGGCGAAAAGCCUUUUCCCUGCUCAGUUUGUGGUCAAGAAUUCAGUUAUAACAGUGCCUUAAAGGUACACUCAAGAACCCACACUGGCAAAAAACCUUUUUCCUGCUCAGUUUGUGAUCAAAGAUUCAGCCACAAGAGCACCUUAAAACAACACACAAGAACCCACACUGGCGAAAAACCUUUUUCCUGCUCAGUUUGUGGUCAAAGAUUCGCUCAUCAGCAAUACUUAAAAGUACACACAAGAACCCACACUGGUGAAAAACCUUUUUCCUGCUCAGUUUGUGAUCAAAGAUUUAGCCACAAGAGCACUUUAAUACAACACACAAGAAACCACAGUGGAGAAAAACCUUUUUCCUGCUCAGUUUGUGAUCAUAGAUUCGCUCGGAAGCAAACCUUAAAACUACACACAAGAACCCACACUGGCACAAAACCUUUUUCCUGUUUAGUUUGUGAUGAAAGAUUCGCUCAAAAGCAAUCCUUGAAAGCACACAUAACAACCCACACUGGCGAAAAACCUUUUUUCUGCUCCGUUUGUGGUCAAGGAUUCUCUCAUAAGGGAAACCUAAAACAACACACAAGAAUCCACAGUGGUGAAAAACCUUUUUCCUGCUCAGUUUGUGAAAAAGGUUUUGUUCAGGCGGGAGACUUGAGAAAACACACAAGAACCCACACUGGCGAAAAACCUUUUUCCUGCUCAGUUUGUGCUCAAGGAUUCGCUCGAAAGCAACACCUACAAAGUCACGAAAGAACCCACACUGGCGAAAAACCUUUUUCCUGCUCCGUUUGUGGCCAGAGAUUCUCUGUGAAGGGAAACCUAAAGCAACACACAAGAAUCCACACCGGUGAAAAACCUUUUUCCUGCUCAGUUUGUGAUCAAAGAUUCGCUCAGAAGCUACACUUAAAAAGACACAAAAGAACCCACACUGGCGAAAACCUUUUUCCUGCUUAGUUUGUGGCCAAAGAUUCGCUCGGAAGGAAGAGAUGAAGAGGCACGUGUGUGUUGGUGUGAGAAGCAAAGGCCAAUGACUGUUUUGCCUGUCAUCCAUGCUGGCUUCAUCAGAUUUUUCACACAGGACGAUUGUAUUCCGUCGAGCUUACUUAAAUCCUUUUGAAGUUGGCACUUUUGGUGCCUUGUUUUGUCCAAUUGUUGUUGUAUGAUGUACAUCCACCCUAUUGCCUAAACCUCAGCUGAUUGAACUCUCUCAAGUUUGUCAUGUUUGCGUGCCUUCUCAGUUGUUUUUCUUUUCAUUCCAGCACAUGAUUCAGCUGGAUGGGCGGGGCUGUGCAGCACAACUGUGUUGCGUUAGGAGCGCUCAUUAUUUAAAGACUCCUGAGUGUGCGAGUGUCGGACUUUGGCAUUCUUUGUUUUACUUUACUCGUUUACUUUGUUUUUUUGCUUUUUCUGGCCAUCGACGCCUUUCCCUUGGUUCUCUCGCUGACUUGGUUUGUGCCUCUUUUUGUUUGUAUUUUUUUCUCACGUGUUCUGGCGUGCUCCCUUGGUUUUGUCUUGUCAUAAAUUCUCAACAAACUUCCUCAUCUGUGUUGGAUCCAUAAUAUACGGCUCGCCGAUUCACUACAAAGUUAAGUGGUAUGAUUUAUCUCAUACUCUCCCUUUCAAACUACACUUUUCACAUUUAAUAUUUGAAACCGUAGACCCCGAAUUCCCAAAAAUUCCAAAAUCAUUCAAAAUACUGUCAUCAAAUAAAUAUGGAAAAUUGAAUAUAUUGUCACUAGUUUAUUUUUAUUCAUACAGUAAUUAAUACCUUGUUUUUAUUCAAUCCCCCGCAUUUAAAUGUGCUUUUCAAAUUUAUCUGAAGGAAUUCGGCCUCCCAGCCAAGCGGCCGAAUACGCGACAGGACCGAGAACAGGUCGACAGUGAUAAAAAAAACAAGGAAAAAGCAGACGACAACGAGGCAAUACUGGAACCAGGGUCAGCAAAACAACGGAUACAUCGAAAUGUCACCGAGAGGCGACAGUUGUUAGCUAAAUGUUCAGUCUUUUGAAAGCUGCGGUGGAGUGGGCCGGGCGGAAGGCAAGGGUGUUGUCUUGGGAUAAUCCUUUAUUAGUUAUUAUAUUUUAAUUAAUUAUUUGUCAUUAUCAUCGGUAUCAUUGAUAGUUGCAACAUGUGAUAUGAUUAACCCAAAGGAAAAAAAAUGGAGAAAAAGACUAGGGCUGACGGGAGAGGCAUAUGCUUAUCAAGCCCUGUCCCCUUCAACCAAGGACGCACAAUCAAUACAUGGUAGAGUAGGCAUUAUACAUUGCAAUACAUGAACAGCUUUUUGUUUUGUUUUGGAUUUUUUUUGUCUUCCCAUGAAUUUUCUUCCCAAAAGUCAUUGAUUGGACAUAAUACUUAGGUAAAGUUGUCGAUCAAUUGUGAGUUAGGGUGAUUGUCAUAUUUGUGUAUCCAGACGUGAAGGUGUUGGUCGGACAUGGGCGUUGGCUCGAUGUAGGUCGCAUUGUUGAAAAAAUUAUGUCCAGUGAACUCAGCGACCAGUUCAGCAACAGAUCAAAUCAAGUGGACAACAUGCACAUAUGACAGCAGUUAAUGUUCUGCAUAUACGGCGGGGCUUAUUUUUUAGGACAGGCUAUGUUGUGACUACUUUAUCUUUGCCCCUGACAUUCCUAUCAGUUAUUUGUUGAGGGAACACUAUGUUGUGUCUGUGUGUGGCAGUGGUUUUAUAGUGUUGAAGGUCAAUCAUGGCAGCGACUCAGAAUACUGUCCUUGUAUUUCCUUUUAAAGGCAGCGAGUGACCCUAUGCAGUGACCCUUCUGUGGUAUGUUUGGGCGGUCAAGUUUGUGUCAUCUUUCGUGGCUGGGUGGUGGCUGCCUCGGCACCUGGUGUUCAGCAUGCCUUGACAUCUCGAGCGAUCAAUUUGUUGCCGGGAGGGUUUGCCCACCUGUAAGCCUAAGAGGUGAGUUCACGACCUGGCCGCUAGUUACGUCCCUGUUCACAGCAGGUGUCAUUGGUACUGGAAAACUGACAUGGUGCAAUGGGCGGGUUUCUCCACUAAUAGAACCCGCUUGGCUCUGUGCUUGUUCGCCAUUUUGAAUUUUAUGAAUAUAUGAGUUCAAGGGAUUGGAUCGUCUUGAUGCUGUAGAUCAGGGGUCUCCAACCCAGUCCUCAAGGCCCACUGUGGGUCCUAGUUUUUGUUCCAGCCGAUCCAGCAGAGACAGUUGAACCAAUGAGGCUUCUGCUAAAACAAGCCACACCUGACUGCAAUCAACUGAUUGCACAUGUAAAACACCAGAUUGGGGAAAAAGUGUUGUCACCUUGUAUGGUAGGAAUGAAAUCCUGCACCCACAGUGGGCCUUUGUGGAAUAGGUUGGGGACCCCUGCUCUAGAUGAUUUGGUAUACAUAUUCGAGCCCGAUAAUGAUUCCAAUACUUUCAUUUUGCAGCUUAGCAGCUUCGAUAUUUGCUUCCAGUUCCAGUUGUUCUCGUUUCUUUCUCAACUCCUCUUCCUGUUUCUCCAGGGCGUGUUUAUCCCUGAGCCGUUGCUGAUGUACCGUGAGAGCGGCUACUUCCGCCUCGGCGAGGAUUCACGCUUUGGAAACUCCAGAAUCUGAACAUGAAGAGCUUCCUUUGCUGCUCCUGCCAUGAUUAGAUACACUGUCCUCUGGUCGUAUUUGAUCCAUGAGUGAAUUCACACCUUCAUGAUCUGGCUUAAUUGAUUGAGAGGCGAAAAUAUUGUCAAGCUGAACACCGUUAAAAUGAUGGUCUUGUCCUCCCAAUAAAAAAAGGUUUAGCAUUUGGAAGGAUGGAAAUAUAGUUCGGGGGAUAUUUGCCUUUUAAUUGAACACUUACGUCAAUUUCAUUGUGUGUGUCAUUAAUUUUCUCCUCAGAGAUUAAAAACAUUGGUUGGCUCUGCAACUUCUGUUUUGUCAGUCACAUGACCCUGAGUAUCAAUCACAUUAGACCUCUGCCUAGAUGAUUUUUCAGUUUUUUUGCAUCCAUAUUUUUACAUCUUCAGCAAAGUCUUUAGUUUGGAUACACGUUCAAACCAUUCAUUUUGAGCAAUCUGUUCAGUUUUGGGCAGUAAUACAAUCACUGAAUCAUGAUUAAUUUUUGCUUGUUCAUACAAUUGAAUCAAUGAAUCCAAUUUACAUUGCACAUCUCUUGCAUUCACAUCAUCGUGCAUCAGCCCUUUAAUUUCAUUGGUGAUUCUUUGAAUUUGUUUUACACGAGUGGCGUUGCUUUUGAUG